Molecule: messenger RNA, 3125 nt
Organism: Falco peregrinus (peregrine falcon)
Lineage: Eukaryota; Metazoa; Chordata; Aves; Falconiformes; Falconidae
Gene: GSDME
Product: gasdermin E
Exons: 11
Coding region: 1013-2518 (501 amino acids)
Biological process (GO): programmed cell death
Cellular component (GO): cytoplasm
Source: RefSeq, a predicted model, not a curated record
GCCGCAGGCCCCCGCACCCCCGCCCCACGUAAGGAGCCCUGGUCAGGGCGCCAUGGCCCUGUUGGGUGCCUUGAGCCGCUGUGGCUUCGCGCGUCCUCGAAGGCACGUGCUGUAAAGCCCUCAAGGCGCGGUAGAGGGCUGCAUCCAGGGCUGAACCUUACUGGAUGUGGUUUUGGGGAUCACACGUGUUCCGGGACUGAAAUUUGCUGUGUCAACAUCCCCGCUAGGCUUUGCCUAGUAGCUUUUAUGGCUGUUUUUAAAUUCUUUAGGAAACGGGUGAAAUAACUAUAAGGUUUCAUAAGAAAACACGUCCUGCUUGUCACCACUGCCACACUUCAGUUGCCUUUUGGCGUAAACCCCAUCUUAAUUAGGAUUCAAAGGCGGUUGCCGCUGCUGCAGGGCAGUUAAGGUCUAACAGCCCUUCUGACGCCGCGGCCACCUUUGGCCUUCAGGGGUUGUGUUUCCUUACAACUUGGAUUGGCGAGGGAUGCCCUGACAUUUGGCAAUCCAGUUGUCACAGUCUUCCCAAAUUCCGUUUGUACUUUUUCCAGCUACAGCCUGGGUAAUCUUAUGUUAAACGGAAAAGAAAGCUUUUUUGUAUUUUUUGUAAAGGUCAGUGUACGUGUGUACAGAAUGUAAGAAAUAUCAGGCAGCUGUUGAGGACUUGCUUUUGUGCUGACAAAGGUACAGCUGCACCAGCAAAUAUGCUCCCUGCAAAGACUUUCCCAGCACAGCAAAGUGUGGGAGAUAGUGACGUCGUCAUCCUGAGGCUGAAGACAGUCCCAUCUCUCUCUCUCCUGCCUGUGUGAAAAUCUUCUUACUUCGGGAUAAGUGGUUUGAACCGUCAUGAUUCCCAGCCCAGAGUGGAGAAGACAGGGUGAAAACACUAGCUGUUCCUGCAUUAAUACCAAUACUAUGAAGAACUUCUUAAAGUAAAAAUAUGAAUAUUUAUACUUUCCAACUGUCGUUGAAAAACAGGUGUACUCUUUCAGGCUUUAAUUGAUUACCCAAGAUGUUUGCAAAAGCAACAAAGAAUUUUGUGAGAGAAAUUGACAGUGGAGGUGACUUGAUCCCUGUCUCCCACUUGAAUGCCUCAGACAAGCUGCAGCUUCUGAGCUUAGUUACGAAGAGGAAGAAAUUCUGGUGCUGGCAGAAGCCCAAGUAUCAUUUCUUGACAGUCACCCUGAGUGAUGUGCUUACUGAAGACAAACCAAUAAAGCCAGUAAUUGUGGAGUCUGACUUUGCAAAAUACAUGGGGAAGUUUGAAGAUUUUGUUCAAGGAAGUAUUGAAACUUCAUUUGGAAAAAUCAGCCUGGGAGCUGGAGGGAAGGGCUACGUGGAAAACCAGUCCUCAUUUGGAAACCUGAGGAAGCAGGAGAUCGACUUGCAGCAGCUCAUGAAAGAUGUCAAGGACAGAACGAUAAAUCUAAACAGUAGUUUACUGCAACAAGUAAUAGAAAGAAAACGUGAAGUGUUGUGCAUCUUGAGAGAAAAGAUAAUAACAACACAGAAGUGUACAAUAUCUGAACAUACCCAGACAGAAGAAAAAAUUGGUGGUGUGAUGGGAUGCAGUACAAAAAUAGUAAAGGUUUCAGUGAGUGAAAAUGGAAGUAUGAUAAAGGAUUCCAGUGUGAUCCUUGAAAUUCCUCCUGCAACCGCUAUUGCCUACGGUGUAAUUGAACUGUUUAUAAAGCGCAGCGGCCAGUUUGAAUUCUGUCUGCUAGAUGAACAGCAAGGAGGUUUUGAAAAAGAAACCACAGAAGGCUCAACUUAUCCCCGUUCAGCACUAUUCAGAGAUGCUUCAUUUCUCCAUCAGCCAGACGCUGUUGAUAAUGAGAGAUACUCGGGAGCUACAACCCUCAUUCCCAGUGAUGCUUCUUUAAGUGUAUUGAAACAAGAUCUGUCGUGGUUGAGGACUCAGUUCCAGCCCUUUGUGAAGCUGCCGGAAGACAAGCAAAGAGCUUUAUAUAAAAAGCUUUGUGAACUCCUGCUCCAUGAAGAAAUGAUAUCUGCCCUGGAGGACGUGUUAGAUGAUAUCUGCACAGGGGACAAGCCGGAUCUGAAGGAGUUAAAAUCUUCACAACAACGAGACCUGGUUGACUUCUUGCAGCUCUUGGGGUGCAGUUUACAGAGUGAGCUGCUGUUGCAGAAAUACCGCCCUCAGGAUGAAGAGCUCUUCUCAGCUGCUCACCUCCUCAUCAGUGCCAUCUCUGAGCUGUCUGAUUACACUCUGGUCCUGCUGCGUGCCUGCUGCGAUCUUCAGGUUGUUCCAGCGUUGUGUUAUUUGCCUAACUUGGCUUCAGCCGAUGGCACUGUGGCGCUGAGCAGUCCUUUGGUGGCUGCUUUCACUGACAGAGGAAGAUUUGAUGUCGUGCAAAGGCUGUUUGCUUCGUCAAGCAUUAAUUUGGAAAUGACAGAGUCUUCUGUAAAAGCUGUAACUAUGAAAGAACCUAGAUUCUUCCCACUUGUUCUUUAUGUUGCAUUGUACGGAUUUUAUGCUUUAGGUGGGAAUGUGUAGGAGCUUGGCUGAGUAACCGCUUACCGCUCUAGCCUGUCCUUUUUUUCUGUAGCUCUGCAGGGCAGCGUGGCUGUGUUUGAGCUGGCCGUAGAGCCCCGCGGUAGAGUGCUUCUGGCAGUGCGGCUGGGGGUUGUAGAGGUCAGGGUGGAUGCGGCAUGCCUGGCUUGAGCACUGUGCCCUGCCAUCAGCUGUGCUGCUGCUCUGCAGUUUCAUUAAGGUAUGUAUAUUAUGCAUAAAUAAAAGGGCAGGAAUUAAAAAAUAAAAGCCUAGAGCAGAAAUUGAACAUAGCUGCUUUGGUAGUUGUCUCAUCUGCAGGGCAGUGGAAGCCUGAUUGCUUGCAUUAAUAUGCGUGGGAGAACGCUGCAAAGUACAAACUGCUUUUUGUAAGCAAGCAAACAAGCAGGGUGUGGAAAUCCAGAGUUCUGCAAUGCAGUAAAUGUUUUGCUCGUGUAAGACUUGAUGUGCAGAAUGCAUUCAACUCUGGAGCAAGUGGAAUGGAGGGCACUCAAAGAGGUACUUGAUUAGGUUUUUCAUUUAUUAAGUGUGGUUUGGCUUUACAGAUGUAAAGAUGCACACUGCAGGAAAUAAAAAAAAAUGCUUUUUUUUC